Messenger RNA from Racocetra fulgida, 193 nucleotides. The record is from the annotation of a GenBank genome assembly. NCBI's taxonomy places the organism in Eukaryota, Fungi, Glomeromycota, Glomeromycetes, Diversisporales, Gigasporaceae.
CAUAAAACAAAUAAAAAUAAUUUCGAGUCUCAAGAACAUGCCAAGAAGCAAGCAUCUAUUCGGGCUAGUUUCAGUGCAGUGGAUAUAAAAAAUGAAACCAUAGAAGAUUUAAUUGAAUCAUUCGCUAUUGCUAAUAUUCCACUUGAAAAAGUGGAUCGUCUAAUUCCGUUCUUUAGAAAACAUCUUAAAUAUG